Molecule: messenger RNA, 1059 nt
Organism: Strongylus vulgaris
Lineage: Eukaryota; Metazoa; Nematoda; Chromadorea; Rhabditida; Strongylidae
Source: the annotation of a GenBank genome assembly
GUGGUAGACACGUUGCGAGGAGUGGAUUCUCAUGAUCGGCUCACAUUCAUACUUGGUUUUAGUAUGGUCAUCGACGGUAAGUUUAUAGUAGAAAUAUUUGUUGUCAUGUGUUCCCAGCUUAUAACCCCUCUUUCAGCCUGGGAACUUGUAACAAAGCUGAUGUAUGUAGAUGAAGUGUCUGAGAUUCGAGUGAACUCACAUCUGGCAUACGGUGAAUGCGGUUUAGGUGACAUUAUCCCUCAAAACCAAGAUCAGGAGUAUCGAGUUAUUUUCAAAGCAGGCGUUCAGAUUGAACUUCUUGAUAUUGGUGAAUCGCCCAAGUACACAACAAUGUCAGAAGAGGAGCUUUCGGAUUUUGUCCUUAUGUUAAAGGAUAGAGGGAACUUUUACUUCAACCGAAAGGAAUAUGAGAAGGCCAUCUUUGUUUAUAAAAGGUCUUUUAUUAGUAUCGAUCCUUCUUCUAUGUUGUUUGCUAACUGUGACUCACUAGCUUCAGCUGUCGUUGACGUUCCAAGAAAUAGUGAAGCACUGUGUAAACUGUUUUCGGCUCUUCACUCCAAUCUCGCUGUUUGCUAUGCAAAGGUUGGAUGGGCAUUCUUUAUUAUCUUUUGGUCAUACGCUUUUAUAAAGCUUGAAGAAUGGGAAGAAGUCCUUAAAUGCACAGACGAAUCUUUGCGCUUACAUGAGGCGAAUACCAAAGCUUUGUUUCGAAGGGCUGCAGCCCUUUCAGUGCGUAAUGAUACUGAGGAAGCUUUGGAUUGCCUAAAACGUGCACUUGAAAUAGAUCCCCAUGAUGCAGUGGUGCAGUGUGAGAUAGAACGACUUGGAGGAAUUCGUAAGCGACGUCGUGCUGAGGAGCGAGCAUUAUACCGCAGGAUGCUGGUUGGGGCAGGUGAUGCAGAAACUUCCCAUCGCCGCCUUGACUUUGUCACAUACCGCCUAAUUGCUAUUGGGGUAUUCUCCAUGGUCACAUUCGCCUUGUUUGUGUUCUUCCUAUUCCAACUUUGGAACUUGCCUAGUGAUCAGGAGCAGAGUUCUAAAGCCUCGUUUAAGAGCUGA